UAGAGAAAGCCAAGACGAUUAUUAUAUAUAGCAUAAAUAGACACCCCCACCCCAUAUACAUGUGUCUUAACACUCGGUGAUCCAUUUUCUGGGGGGGAGUUUUUGUAUCGAAACAAGGUAAGUAUGCGAUAAUAUCUCGUUCAAGUCAGAGCAUCUUUAAUUCUGCUCUUUCACGCUCUCACCUCCAGAUUGAGGUUUGCUGUUUAAUUUAUUAUUAGUAUUAUUUUUUUAAAUGCCCUCCUGUUCAAAAUUUGUCUUCCCCAAGAAAAUUGAGAUUUUAAGCUUUCCAAUGAUGUAUCAGACAUGCAUAUCGGGCAAUUUUGAAAGUUGUGGCAGAAAACACUCAGGUGCAGUGUUGUUUUCGUCAAAAAAGACUAACAAAAAUAUUUCGUUGACGAACAACUUUUUUCAUGACGAUGAAGAAACGAUAACGAGCUAUAAAUGUAUCUUGGGAGACUAAAACUUAACGACAAUAAUGCCAGUUUUUGUCCGACGAGACAAAAAUGCGCAAUAGUUUCGUCGCAUGUUCACAAUGUGUGACAUUUAUUGUGUCAUUAGCCUGCCUGGUUGUCUCACUCAUGUGACGUGCUGCGACCUCUCAACUCACCCACUAGCCUAGUGUCCUCUCCAGUCUCCCCAUUGCUUGUUUUGAGACACACACAGUAAGAUUUGUCUUCUUAUCUUGGCAGCAAAGAAUAUGCAAUGUUGUUUUAGCCUAGUAAGGUCUGUGCUGAGUGCUAAAUGUAACUCGUUGCGUUAGCAUAGCAUUCACAUCAACGUUAGCAUUAGGCUAUUGCUAACGGCGGGCGUCCUCCUCAACUCUCGGACAACUUUUUUACAUACAGGUUGUGGCGUCCAGGUGGGUAUAACUAAUUGAAAAUAAUGUAGCCUACCGUUUUCCUGCUGAGUGUGUAUUAUCACGUGAUAGAUUUGUAGAUGCUACAAUAUGUGCUCGUAUGUCAUUUUUCAUUGUAAAUCUUCCUUAUUUCUGGAGUGAAACUUUUGAAUUUUACAUACGAAAAUAUUGAGUUAAAGUCGACUAAAACUAGAUGAAAUUAGUAUGAGUUUUCGUCAACAAAAACUAGACAAAGACAAACACAUUUUGAAAUGACCAAAUUAUGACUAAGACUAAUAAGUAUUGUCGUCCGAAAGGCGAAAACUAAGAUUGAAAUUAAAAUGGCUGCCAAAAACAACACUGCUCUGGUGACUAAGAGUUCUGCUCUGAGACCCCCAAUUUGACCAAAUUUCAAAAUGGGUCGGACAAAAGUAUUGGCACCCUCAGCCUAAUACUUGGUAGCACAAUCUUUAGACAAAAUAACUGUGAACAACCGCUUUCGGUAUCCAUCAAUGAGAUUCUUACAAUGCUCUGCUGGAAUUUUAGAUUUUUGGAGCCAACUGCUCCAGGUCUCUGAGAUUUGAAGGGUGCCUUCUCCAAACUGCCAUUUUCAGAUCUCUCCACAGGUGUUUCAGGUCUGGACUCAUUGCUGUUCACUUUAGAAGUCUCCAGUGCUUUCUCCUAAACCAAUUACUAGUGCUUUUUGAAGUGUGUUUUUAGGAACGCCACUGGCAGUGACACUUGGACCCAGAGGGUGACAUGUGGCCCCUGUUUCAGAAAAGUCCCACAAAUGCCACUGGCUCAAAACACCCAUGUAAGGUGAUGCUCCAUUGUUUGACUUCUCUCCAAAGGAAGGAACUGUAAAAAAAAAAAAAAAAAACAGGAAAGCCACUCCUCUCGGGGGAAACGCUAUCAUACCAACUCUACUCUCUGUCAGUGUUUUCUACAACUGCAGUUUGUAAUAAAGAAACCUCCUCAUUGUACAUAGAUUUUCGAUGUCUUGGUUUCCCUGGGUAAUACCGAGGGCAACAUUAUAAAUCAUGUCUCAAAAUAUACCAAAUUCAGACGGUAAAAAUAUACUCGACGCCACGGAGCUUUUGCUUCACAUGCACGCAUGUGUACGCAAACAUGCACACAGCGAUGUGGGUGUGUCCUUACAAUGCAGGGUCAUUCGAGGUUUUUUCAGCUUUUUUUCCUUUCUUUUUGCAAAGAAUGCAGUGAGUCAGUCAGACGGUGAAGAGACAACAACAAGGACGAGACGAGAAGCUCGCGUAAGUACAGCUUCUUCCUUCAGUCGGUCACUUCCUGGGUUGGUUGUUCAGCUAUUAUUUCAUGCGAUCUCAGUUUAGUUCGAUUGGUCAGAUGUUGGUCAGCUUUUGCUAGACGAUCAAUUGUACCGUUGUAAAGGAAGUUGAUUCAGUAUCUCACCAGAUACCAAGUCAUAUAAACAUGCUAGUUUCGUUAUGAGUCGUAAUGGACUGCGAUAGUAAAACAUGAAACGAUAAAGCGAUAGUAAGACAUGUUGCUAUUUCAAUCAUUUUCUUCAUCUUAACAGGUCAUCUUGUAGCAAAAAAAAAAGUUAGCAAUGAGUGUCGUUUUCCCGGGAAAUGUCUUUUGCGUCAUGUCACUCAAAUAGUUGACAAGCUGAAGUUACGAUAAGCGAUGAAAAGUUGUCAUUCACAGAUACCCGAUCGACGGUCUCCUCGCUCACAUGUUAACAAGGAGGAAGGAUGGUUCUCGACAGCGAGAAGAACUGCUGUUGGAAACAAUGAUGCUAUCUCUAGUGCUCAGUUAAGAUAUCUGAUCGACGGUCAACUCCCUCACGUGUAUAUAAGUCCGAAGGAUGGCUCUGGACAGCAGACAUAGGGAACUGCUGUUGAACACGCUGAAGGAGCUGGGGGAGAAAGACUUCGAGGAAUUCAGGUUCCACACGGACCUGCCUCUAUGCAUACGUGAAAACGCCUGCCGGGUGUACAUUGCUGAAGAGCUGAUAAAGAAGCACGCCGAGAACACUCUGGAUGAGAUCGUCGAGAUUCUGGAGAAGAUCGGGAACAACAAUUUGGCCGAGAAGCUGCGCAGUGACAUGCUGAAAAUAAAAGGUGCCGUCGUCUCCGUCCAUGAUGAUAAUCAGAUUAACCGAUUGAAGGGGAACCUGCAAGAACACUUGAAGGGUUUAUACAGCUUUGCAUCUGAGGGCACCACUGAGCGCUGGAAGCAGCAGUCUCUGGAGGAUGUCUACACGGAGCUGGACGUCACCUACGGGGCCGACGUCAUCCCCGACGAGCGGCACGAGGUCCUUCAGAUGGAGACCAGUGCCACUGCGGCAAAGGAGUCUAUCCUGCCAUGCGACAUCUUCAAAAGACCUGACGGGAACCGGCGACCGAUACGCACGAUGCUCACCGUCGGGUUUGCAGGAAUAGGAAAAACCUUCCUGAUUCAAAAGUUUGUGUCGGACUGGGCCAGCGGUUGUACCAACCAGGACGUGGACUUCAUAUUUCCUUUCACUUUCCGCGAGUUAAACAUGGAGAAAGGGGAGAGCUUCACAUUGGUCGAGCUGAUCCAAACUUUUGUCUGCGGAGACAGGCACAUGAGCGAGAGACUGAACAAUAUAUUUGUCAACCUGCAAACUUCUGGGAAGCGGGACUUUGACAGCAGCGGGAUCAAGAUCUUGUUUAUCCUCGACGGACUGGACGAGUGCAACUUCAAAAUCGACUUGAAGAAAGUGAGGAAAGUGGACAUGGACGUGAGGGAAAGCUACCCGCUGGAGGUACUGUUGGCGUAUCUCAUCAAAGGGAACCUGCUUCCGUGCGCCAGGGUUUGGAUCACCACGCGGCCCGCGGCAGCCUGCGAUAUCCCCUCUGACCUCAUAGACAGCAGAACAGAGGUGAGAGGAUUUAGCGAUUCCCGGAAGCUGGAGUACUUCAGGAAAAAGUUCCCAAAUGAGGAGCGAGUCAUUGAGCACAUUCAGAAAUCUCGAAAUAUCUUCAUCAUGUGCCACAUUCCAAUCUUCUGCUGGCUCACCGCCACAGUUCUUCAGCAUCAUUUGGACAAAGGGAAGAAGGGAGAGCUUCCCACAACGCUGACUGACAUGUACUCAGCGUUAAUAGGUCACCUACUGGAAAACUCCAAGGAGAGAAAUACAAAUAAGUACAUCCUUGACGUGAAAGCACUCGCAAAGCUGGCCUUUGACCACACCAUGAAUAACUGUCAGAUCUUCUACGAGAAAGACCUGGCGGACAGCGGUUUUGAUUACAGCCAGGCUGCAAAACACUCCGGAAUAUUCACUGAGGUCUUUAAGGAGGUCCCUCCACUCAGGAGAAACAAACAGAAGAUGUUUCAGUUCGUUCAUCUGACCAUCCAGGAGUAUAUGGCCGCAUUACACGUGAUGAUUUGCCUUUUUCAUGACAACAACAACAUUCUGGCUGAUUCAGAGCAGGAUUCAGUAUGGAAUAAAAUAUUAAUGCUUUAUAAGCAGAAGACAAUCACUAAGGUCCACCAGUCAGCUCUCCAGAAAGCCUCGGAGAGUGAAGGAAAGCUGGACCUAUUCCUCCGCUUCCUCUUUGGCCUCUCCUUGCCGUGCAACCAGGAACUCGUGGGGGAACUCCUGAUGGCUCCUCAGGACUGCGGGCAAAGCAAGUCAGAGACAGUCGAGUUGAUCGAGAAAAGGAUCAAACGAAACACUCCAGAGAAGAAUGUCAACUUGUUCUACUGCCUAAACGAGCUGAAGGACGACUCCUUGCUCAAGCAGAUCCAGCAGGAACUAGAUUCAGGACGUCUGUCCUGGCUUAAAAUGUCAAAUGACAUGUGGUCGGCCCUGGCCUUUUUCUUACUGACAGACGACAAAACCAUGAAGUCCUUUUGUCUUGCCAACUACUCCCGAUCGCCUUUGGGGCUCGAAAAGCUACUGUUGGUGGUCAAGGCUUCUAAAAAAUCAAGUCUAAGUAGAUGUCGCCUGGACAAAGGCAGCUGUCACCUGCUGGCUUCCGUUCUCAGUUCUCCAUCCAACCUGAGACAUCUUAAUCUGGGCUUGAACCAUCUGUCGGACGAGGGGGUGGAGAUUCUCUCAAAAGGACUGGCCAGCCCACACUGUAACUUAGAAGUCCUCUCUCUGGAAAAGUGCGAGAUCACCAGUAAGGGAUGUGUUUCAUUGGCUGAGGCACUGAAGGUAACCCCCUCCCAUCUUCAGGAGCUGGAGCUGAGGUGGAACGAUCUGUCGGAUGAAGGGGUCGAGAUCCUCUCGAAAGGACUGGCCAGCCCACACUGCAUCUUAAAAAUCCUAAAUCUUUUCAACUGCGGGAUCACCCACAAAGGAUGUUUUUCAUUGGCUGAGGCACUGAAGGUAACCCCCUCCCAUCUUCAAGAGCUGGACCUGAGCUGGAACAAUCUGUCAGAUGAAGGGGUUGAGAUCCUCUCAAAAGGACUGGCCAGCCCACACUGCAUCUUAAAAAUCCUCAAGCUGCUCAAAUGUAGGAUCACCAAUAAAGGAUGUGUUUCAUUGGCCGAGGCACUGAAUGUAACCUCCUCCCAUCUUCAAGAACUGGACCUGAAAUACAACGAUCUGUCGGACAAGGGUGUCGAGAUCCUCUCGAAAGGACUGGCCAGCCCAAACUGCAUCUUAAAAGUCCUCAACCUGUCCGAAUGUGGGAUCACCCAUAAAGGAUGUGUUUCAUUGGCCGAGGCACUCAAGGUAACCCCCUCCCAUCUUCAAGAGCUGUACCUGAGAGGCAACAAUCUGUCGGAUGAAGGGGUUGAGAUCCUCUCGAAAGGACUGGCCAGCCCACACUCCAUCUUAAAAAUCCUCAAUCUGGAGCAGUGCGAGAUCACCAGUAAAGGAUGUGUUUCAUUGGCUGAGGCACUGACGGUAACCCCCUCCCAUCUUCAAGAGCUGGACCUGACCAGGAACGAUCUGUCAGACGAAGGGGUUGAGAUCCUCUCGAAAGGACUGGCCAGCCCACAUUGCAUCUUAAAAAUCCUCAAGCUGAUCUACUGUGGGAUCACCAGUAAAGGAUGUGUUUCAUUGGCCGAGGCUCUCAAGUUAAACCCCUCCCAUCUUCAACAGUUAUUUCUAACUCGCAAUCGAAUAGAGGAAAAAGGAAAAAGGGUCUUAUUGGACAUCAAGGAGGAUCUCAGCGAUAGCCUGAAGACUUUCAAAUUUAACCUGUGGGUCUAAGAACAACGUUUGGUCCUUGGCGUCAGGAAGGGCGAAUCAUUCCAAAUGUUCAUUAUUAGAAGACGUCGAGUCCAUUUGGUCUCCUUCAGAUUUUGUUCGGUCUCACGUACUCUCUGGCAAUUGCUAGAGGACCAGGUGUCGGCGCUACGGGCAAAGCGGCCUCACUCACAGAAUUCGAGGAAGUCGUCGUCGGGUUCUUUGCAGCCACAUGGAGGUGGAGUUCAAGGGGAAGGUCUACGACGUUCCCACCAAACUGCUGGCAGUUGUAUUCAUCCAUUUGUAUUGGAAGGGGCUGUCCAAAUGGAUUGGACUCUAGAGCAUCAUCAAUGGCAGCCAGUGAGUUCAAUAAGUACCCUUUAAAGGGUUAACUUAUGUUUUUCACAAAUUUAAAAGAAAAUGUCAUCCGUACACUUGAAAGUUUUGCUCAUUUUGAAAGUUGUUUUAAAUUUGAUCAUUUUCACUUCAUUGUGCAAUAUGUUGUUUUGUACGAGAACAA
Corythoichthys intestinalis (scribbled pipefish) is the source of this 6501-nucleotide messenger RNA. Its product is annotated as NACHT, LRR and PYD domains-containing protein 12-like. Lineage: Eukaryota; Metazoa; Chordata; Actinopteri; Syngnathiformes; Syngnathidae. Gene Ontology annotation, cellular component: cytoplasm. Gene Ontology annotation, molecular function: protein binding. The transcript has 11 exons. The coding region runs from base 2679 to 6005 and encodes 1108 amino acids. The record is from RefSeq and is a predicted model, not a curated record.